This is a messenger RNA of Toxoplasma gondii ME49, 4172 nucleotides long. RefSeq lists its product as hypothetical. The transcript has a single exon. Lineage: Eukaryota; Apicomplexa; Conoidasida; Eucoccidiorida; Sarcocystidae. The coding region runs from base 2179 to 3567 and encodes 462 amino acids. The record is from RefSeq and is a predicted model, not a curated record.
CCAGCUUUCUGAGAAACGUAGCCGUCGUCAAUGGAUCUGGCACGCCGAGCAAACUGACACGCCAGUGACGUUCGUCACACAGACACUCUGUAGGUGCGGGCUGCUGAACGUACGCUUUACCUUAACUCUGAUGCCUCAACUCAUUUCAUGAUAAUUCUGUGUUCGCUCGCUUACAUCAACUCAAGAUAAGCUGCAGUCUUGGUUGGCACGUUUUCUAGUGAAGCGUGAAAGGCACGUGAGUGCUCCGGUGGACAAGCCAAGCUGCAGAAAGUUCAGCCACAUCCCAACGAUGAUUCCCUCAGUGCCACCAAUGCAAUCUCGCAGUUGCGUCAACCAUGAAAGGUCUGCACAAGAAGAUGACGUUGACAUCAAAUGUCAACAUUCCGAUUGCGGGCGAAGUGGCAAGUAACAAAACUGUUCCCUCUUUUCGUUCCUCGCUUCUGCCAGUCACGUCGUUCUUAAGGGAUGCCCCAUUCACCGUUUGCGGAACAGCCAGUUAUGUCGCGUUGAUACAAGUCUAGGUACAAUCCGUUCUGCACAGACACAGCCUGUGUAGUCUCAGAAAUUAAAUGAAGUAGUUGGUGCUGCCAGAACUUCGCAGUUACUGGUUCUAUUUGGUGUGUCCAAGGAUUGGGUGAACGGAUACUGAUCGCUUCAUGAGUGUGAGAUAUGAUGACAAUUGAAUCAACCAAUGGUGAUUGCAGACCAAGGAUACCCGAUGCACGUAAACGUCAUGGAGGCAUUGUCUACUGUCACACCAGGACGAGAAUAAUCCGCCCACCGGACGUCCUUAUCUCAUCCAGUAGCAAGCGUCUCCCCUCGCUGUCGUUCCUGUCAUUCAUGAACACGAUGAUAUGAAUUUUGUUUCGAAGACCUUUCGGUGUACAAGCCGGUUACGUUUAGGCGCCGAUAUUUGUGUCGGGUGCCCGGCAGCUUGAUGCCCCUCUCGUCCUUCCAUCUCCAAGACCCGGCGCUUUUGGGAGGUCUAUGAACGUAUCCCCUGUUGAAAUUUAAAGAAAAUGGAAAACUCAACCUCCACGUUUGUCCAGUCAUUGAAACGAGUUCUAAGACACUAGAACCGUCUCAGCCGAGAAUACGUUUUAUUUAGUACACUGGUGACUUCGAGAGUCUCAGACACUACCAAGCUAUGCUUUAGGAUACUGUUCCGUUUAUUUGUACACAGCCGAGAGGACCUAAGCUUCCCCUACACGAGCUUCUUUCAAACCGACUUCAUUCCUGUUUCAAAGAGACUUUGAGUCUGUUUGAGAGAAUAGCCACAUCAUCACUAACUUUUACGCCGUGUCGAUCAUUUGAGAGUGUAGUCCAGGCGUGAGCGACCAACGCACGUUUGAUAUCUGUGCACCGGUCCAUUGGCUGUCUUUUCAUGCUCGCACACCACGUAGCGAGCCAAAGAAAGUGGUGGAGGGGGGCCACUUAUUCAUAACAUCCCAUUUACGUCGACUUACUUGUUUCUAUUGGUUACCUACAAAAAGGGGCAGCUCUUGUUUCCAAUCUACGACUUAGCGCUUUCGUGUAAACGGUUUCCCGGCAAUCGCGAGUUCCUUGUGAUUAUAUCCACUUCACUGCUUGAUUCAAACACUUCUCUACAUUUGCGCCGUUCCGCGCUCAUUCCUCCCAUCAGUGGCCCGGAAAAUUUAAACAAUGUCCCCGAAAUCAUUACUUUUCCACUUCAUGUUCAGAAUUUGUAAGGUCCACUUUUUUCCGGGAAUAGACAGGUAAAUGGCUCUUCAGAUGGCUGGAGGAAAGACCUUGAAACCGUAUUGCUUCUGAUUUUCUGAGACAUGAGCCUGAUCUACCUGCUGGCCGGCUGGUCACGACGAAAGUCCAACAUGCUGACGUUUCAUGUUUCGCUACACGGGCCCAAGUCCGAAGGGUGGCUGACACAAAAUGCCUUCAGAAUCGUCUUCGCUCCAUUGCGGAAGCAUUGACUCUGUGGGAUAACGCAUCACCCAACCUUGUGGCUGUUAUAGUUCAAACGUCUCUGUCCUGUUCUGAGCCCAAGUGUUCCUUCGUUUAGCGUGAGAGAUGGUAGCUGCCACAAGAUGCCCGUAGUAUUUGUCAUCUAGGAAAACAACUGUUGACGUGGCACUGCUCGAUGGCCCAUGCUAUUUUGUCCGCUUGGUGGCAAACAUUUGUUCCUAUUCGAAACGCAAAACAAUGCCAGCUCUCGGAGGAGGGUCCCUGAUCGCCUUGACUGCUCUAGGACCAGUGCUUCUCAAAACAUCCUUGCCUGCUGGGGGAGCAGCAGCUGCCAGCACCGUAACCGGAGCUGCUCCUGUUUCAUUAGCAGCAGGUGCGGCAGGGACCGCUGUGGCUGGGGGAGGGAAAGCCGCCGGUGCAGUGUUCCUUUCAAAGGGUGCCGUGACUGCGCUUAAGGGAUCUGGAAGCUUCCUUUCAAAAGCUACAGGAGCGGCGGCUUCCGCUCCUUCAAGUCUAACUGCGACAACCGGGGAAGCAGCGCACAUCGCAUCUCACGGUGCUCACUUCGCUCAUGUGGCGGCAAAAAACACAGGCGGGAGGGGAUUCGCACGUGCAGCAGGAGCUGGAGCAGCUACCUCUCAUCCAGUUGGUGGUUCGCUACAUCCUCAUGUCUCCCCAGUGUCUCACCAUCCUAUAGGCACGACGCCCCAAGGCACCUCUUCGGCGCAGAACACCCACGCACACGUAGCUCGUUACAGAACUGACACUCUUGGCAAUCGAGAUAUCGGGCAACGUGGGCAUGUUCCGACUCGCUCUCCCCAUCCGCAUGGACAGAUGCGAACUACCGACCGGCAUUUGCGUGAGAAUUCCGGUCACGUUCAGGGUCAACGCCCCACAUAUGUCCCUCCAUACGGCAACAGCCAUCAAGGAAACGGUGCUCCUACCGUUCCAAUUGGCAACACAGGGACGGGCGAGACAGCAGUUGCAGAUCCGAUGGCAGGAGCAGAAACGGAGCCGUCAGCUGGAAGCAGGGAGGUGUCCAUGAUCACCACUAUUGCCGGUCUCGCACUCUUGCGGUGGGCCGUGGGGCAGGUGUGCUGUGCAGGCAGCCGAAAGCAAGGCGACCAGGCUGGUAGUGUAGCUUUAAAGCCAGGUAGCCGGCGGUUGGCAAAACGAGUCGCGCGGUGGAGACUCGAAGAAGAGGUCGUCGUUGUUCUUAAAGAUGAGGACCACGUGGUGGGCACGGGGACUGCGAAGGACCGUGACACAAACAUGGUUCCUGUAUCGGUCACGGAAAACGCGGGACACCUGCCAGCAAUAAAUGUGCACGGUGCAGGCAAGAUAGACAAGGCACCCUGCAGCUAUAAGACGUUAAGCAAAGGGGACGUAGGACGCAGUAAGGAAGAGAUGACCGAUUCAGUUGAUGGAGUCCUUUCCCAUCUAGAGAGUGAGACGACCGCAUCAGCCGGGGGCGAAGAUGACGCUGAGAAAGACCGCCAAAACAGUGGGCAUGAGGAGGGGAUUCUAGGCACACCGGAAAUCCCUGAAACACACGUCAGUUCUGCCACCGCUCACAGGUUCACUUACAUCCGCCGCCGACGUGGUCGGAUGGCCAAUUUUCUGUAAUACAUUACAAGUAACUCGCAUCUUUGCAUAAUUGACGUGCCUGUUUCUAGCAGCCUCAUCGUUUCGACAUUUCCUGAUUACAGAAUUUACAUGGAUGGAACGAAGGAGUUUGACCUUGUGGGGCGAGGCAGUCUAACCGUGAAAGGUGACGGAAUAAUACACCUGUUCUCCAAAAUUGUUUCGACAAUUCUUCAUUUCCCUUCGUUCGUGACUGGCGCAACGGCAAAAACUGGAGACAAAAAAAUGGUUCUAGCAAGGCGCUCUCCGUGUGUGACAUGUCCGUUGUAUUUCUUGUCUCUACGCGCUGGUGAUGGCAAAGCCAGCCUGAAUAGUCAGCCGUUUGUGCUUUGUUCGUGCGUUUGGCCAUUCUGGUCAGGGGAGUCCCUCUUUGGAAACAAAACUUGCAAGCCUUUCCGAAAAACAUUUUUGAUUGCCUCUGUACUCUGCGGUUGAUGAACUAUUUAAACAGCUAGAGUUACUGUUUCCUCAAACUUUUGGUUCCCCCGAGUGGAGAAUGUAGCUCGUCCCCAACUUUAACGUUUGAAGUCCUCUUGAGUUUAUUGAUCUGCUUCCACUCCUGCCAGCCUGUGUGCGUACACUAUGUG